This is a messenger RNA of Triticum aestivum (bread wheat), 1163 nucleotides long. Its product is annotated as ankyrin-3. The transcript is spliced from 11 exons. Gene Ontology annotation, molecular function: protein binding. Lineage: Eukaryota; Viridiplantae; Streptophyta; Magnoliopsida; Poales; Poaceae. Bases 99 to 1163 code for a protein of 354 amino acids. The record is from RefSeq and is a predicted model, not a curated record.
UUCCUCGCUCGCUGCUCGCUUCGUCUUCAAACCCAGCCACACCCUCCUCUCCUCUUCCCACCCCCAAACCCUGCCACUUCCUUGCCCCCACCGUCGCCAUGGCGUCGCAUGGCUACGCCGUUCCGUUCAUCUCCCCUGGCCCGGCGGCGAACCUACUCCAGGCGGCAUUCGAUGGCGACAUCCCCCUCUUGAAGAGCCAGGUGAAGAAGCUGGACAAGGGCAGGGGCCGUCCCAACAAGGUGAUUGAGGCAAUGAGGGUGGAAGAUGCCGGAGAGCUGGAAGGCCUCGGGGCGCUGCAAAUCGCCGCCUGCAGAGGGAGGCUGGAGGUGUGCAGGUACCUGGUCGGGGAGCUGCGGGUAGAUGUGGACGGGGUCGACAAGAAAGGUAGAACACCUCUGUUUUUUGCAAUAUGCUCUACGGAUGUGGCCCAUGUGGCUAUUGCGAAGUAUCUUCUUGAUCAUGGUGCUAAUCUGGACAAAGCCGGUCAUGAUGACUUUUCCCCUUUACAUUAUGCUGCUGGAUCAGGGGAUUGUGAAAUGGUAGAACUAUUGCUUGCAAAAGGAGCUUAUGUUGACCCGGUAGGUCCUUUUGGAACGCCACUUCAUACUGCUGCUUCGCAAAGGCACGACGCUGUUAUGAAGAUUUUAUUGGGCAACAAUGCAGAUUACAACAAGAUGGUAAAUGGCAGGACACCUCUGAUUGCAGCAAUGGACACUGAAUCAAGGGAAUGUAUUCUUCUCCUGCUUAAGGUUCAGAAAGAGCCUAUGUUUAAAAAGGAAAUUAAAGCAGCAGCAUUGAAGAAACUUGGGAGUUGCUAUUUCAAGAAGAAGGAUUAUCGAUUGGCAGUAAAAGGCUACAGUAAGGCCACGCAGCUUAAUCUUGGCGAUGCAACCUUGUUCUCAAAUAGGAGCCUUUGCUGGCUUCUCAUGGGCGAUGGAGGCAAGGCCUUGGUAGAUGCUAACCAAUGCAGAGCAAUGCGCCCUGACUGGCCAAAGGCUUGUUACCGGCAGGGCGUAGCUCUGAUGUUACUGAAGGAUUACAAGGGUGCAAGUGAGCGAUUCUCGGAAGGACUGAAGUUAGACCCAGGGAAUGCUGAGAUUGAGCAUGCUUUACGGGAAGCAAUGGAGAACCUGACGACGUCUGGGAUCAGCAAAGCCAAGUGA